Messenger RNA from Pyricularia pennisetigena, 390 nucleotides. RefSeq lists its product as uncharacterized. The record is from RefSeq and is a predicted model, not a curated record. The transcript has a single exon. Bases 1 to 390 code for a protein of 129 amino acids. Lineage: Eukaryota; Fungi; Ascomycota; Sordariomycetes; Magnaporthales; Pyriculariaceae.
AUGCCCGUCACAACCCGAUCCGCCAGCCGUCGCAUGGCAGCGGCACAAACCAUCGCCGCCGCCGCCACCGUCACCACCACCAUAACCACCACCCAAAAUUGCCAGGCCCGCAUCAAAGUCCGGCGCGUCAACGGAAAGCCCGGGCUCCUCAUUAGCCCGCCGGAAGGGGUCACGCCGACUCGUCGGAUCGUCCUGACGACGGGCGCCAGGGGCCAGAAGCUCACCAGGAUCCGCGGCCCCGGCGAUCGCUUGUUGAUCCGCGUCCCUGGCAAGGCGCCAGCCGCGAGCACGCCUGAGCGCCGCCUGAGCACGUUCGUCAGGGGUGGUCGGGUUUGGAUUCGCAUCCGGCCCGCUGGUGCGGUCACCAGCUCGAAAGAGCAGGGGCAGUAG